AUGGCAGCCAGCGAGCUGCUUGAAGAGGCGCGGCAGGGUCUGGACGAAGGGCGGCCAGAGGUCUUUCAGAAGGCCUCUGAAGCCUUUGAGCUCUUCCAACGAGGCCAAGAUGAUGCUAGGGCCAAUGAUGCCUUGCGCGUGAUGAUCAGUUUUCAGCAUCACCAAGCCGCGGUGAAAGAGAGGCGGAAACCGGUGGAGGCUCUCCAGCUGGUCGAGGAGCACUUGGCAAGCGCCCGUGCAAGCGGCAAUCGUGCCAGGGAGGCGUGUGUGCUUCUCUCCCUAGCAGAAAUCAACAUGGACCGCCGGGGGCAGAAGAAACGACAAGAGGCACUGGAGGUAUGCUUGCAAGCCUUGCGCAUUUUCCAGGAGUUGCAGGAUCCCCACGAGGCUUUGGCCCAGCUGAUCCUCACGAAUCUCUACUUCAAGCUCGAACGCCCGGACAAGGCUCAACAGGCGGCGGCCAUGGCCGUGGAGCUUGCCGGGCUCACGGCGGAGCCGGUGCUUCGUGCCAAGGCACUCCAUGCGGGUGCGCUGGCACUGGCAGCACAGCACCGCUACGCGGACGCAGCACAGCAGGCGCUGGAGGCACGUGGGAUCUUCCAUGAGGAGGGGAACGUCAAGAUGGAGGCAGCCCAAUUGGUCUCCGUGGCACAGUGGUCCCUGAAGGCAUCCAAGCCCUUCCAGGCGCUCAGCGCAGCGGAAGAGGCACUGAAGAUCUUUCGCGGCCUCCGCUACGGCAAAGGUUGGCAGGUCCGUGCGCUGGGCUUCCUGUGCGAGGCGCUGGUGGAGCUGAAGCAAGCGCCAAAGGCUGCCAAGCUGGCGAAGGAACUCGAAGCUGAGUUUCAGCAGGCCGGGGACUGGAGCUCAGCGGCUGAAGCCGCGGAGUUGCAGAGCUAUGCAUGGGCCAACACGGAGAAGCCUGAGAGGGCCAUGGAGCCCUUGGAGGCGGCGCGUGAGGCAGCGCAGGACCAGAAGGGCUGGGCCGUACGGAUCCUCCAGGGCCAGGCCGUGGCCUUCCUGCACGCGGGCGAGCACGGCGAGGCCCUUCGGAAGCUCCGACGCGCGUGUGCUGCGGCGCAUGCGGAGGGCGACGUGCGGCAGGAGCUGACGACGCUGCGGCAGAUCUUUCGGGUGACCUUCGACCGAGGGGACUUCGAGGCAGCCUUGCAGGCUGCCGAAGAUUCCUGGCAGAUCUGUCAUGCCGCCGGCGAUUCCAAGGGCGAGGUCCGCUCGGCGCUGCGCUGGGCGGCGGCGGCCGCCAACGCGCGGACGCUGGCGGAGGCUGUGGCGAAGGUCAAAGAUGCACAGGAGACGAGCGUCGCGUCGGAGGACCGUGUCGGGGAGGCGCAGGCGUUGAAGCUUUUGUCCGAGCUGCGGAAGUUGGAAGGCGACCUGGAUGCCGCCCUCCAAGCUGCAGAGGAGUGCUUGAGCCUGGUGAGGGCUUGGGGGAUCUUCUGUGGGAGGCGGAGCUCUUGCACAUCUUGGCCCAGCUGA
Molecule: messenger RNA, 1494 nt
Organism: Durusdinium trenchii
Lineage: Eukaryota; Dinophyceae; Suessiales; Symbiodiniaceae
Source: the annotation of a GenBank genome assembly